Messenger RNA from Nannospalax galili (Upper Galilee mountains blind mole rat), 6022 nucleotides. RefSeq names its product coiled-coil domain containing 171 (gene Ccdc171). The record is from RefSeq and is a predicted model, not a curated record. The transcript has 26 exons. Bases 542 to 4546 code for a protein of 1334 amino acids. Lineage: Eukaryota; Metazoa; Chordata; Mammalia; Rodentia; Spalacidae.
GGCGGGGCUAGCGAGACCGGAGAAAGUCGCCGGGGGCGCUGGAGUCGCGUGUUCCCACCCCCGCAGGUGGCCGUUGCAAACUUCACUUCCCGGCUCUCCGCCGCUGGCCCGCUUUGGCGUUCUUCCCGGUCAAUCGCGUCUCAACAGUUUCCACUCUUUCCCCAGAGGCUGCCUGGGCCUUCCUCCCCCGAAACCUGCAGCUGCCCCGGGGGCGUGGGUGCGCAGGCUGGACCACGCGAGCCCCGAGGUAACCGCGGGCCGUGGGUGCCUGGAGGUGAGCGCCCGGGCGGGGAGGUGCUCAGGCGACGGCCUGCGGGGGCACCGCUGGCGCUCGAGUGGCCUGGUCCCCGUGCGCGCACUCCUCCAGCUCCCACGCCUGGAGGAAGACGUCUGCGGAGCAUCCUAGGGGGAGGCGGCCCCAGACCCUGGAGACUCACUUGGAGAGUUUAGUUCAUCUAACCUGUAAAUCACAGACAUCAUCAAUAAGGAAUUGUAUCCUUAAGAAACAGUGGGGUAUUUUGAAAAAAUUGGAAGACUUACCAUGAGUUUAAACACUUCAAGCAAUGCCACCACUGAGGAUAGCCAAAGGUCAAAAAAUGUCUCAUUGGAUGUAAAACAAAUCCUUAAAAAUGAAACAGAGUCAGAUAUUGCUGCUGAUCUCAGAAAGAAACUCCAUCGGGCUAAGAAAGAAAAAUUAGAAAUGACAACUAGGCACAACGCAGAGCUGUCAAGCUAUGAGAGCCAGAUCGCCAGGCUACGGUCUGAAGUGGAAAAAGGAGAAGCAGUGCGACAAAGUCUGGAGUAUGAUCUAGCUGUUGCUAGAAAGGAAGCUGGUCUGGGAAGACGGGCUGCUGAGGAACGAUUAGCGGAGGCACAGAGGAUCCAAGAAAAGCUCUGUGCACAGAAUUCAGAACUUCAAGGAAUGGCAAAUGAGAUUGAGGAAACAUUUCAGACUUCCCAGCAGAAGUGGAAAGAAGAAUGUAGACGAUUUGAACAUGAUUUGGAGGAAAGAGACAAUAUAAUUCAAAAUUGCAAUCGAGAAUAUGAUUUACUUAUGAAGGAAAAAAGUAGACUAGAAAAAACUCUACAGGACGCACUGGAAAAACAUCAGCAAGCGAAGAGUGAGAUGGAGUCUCAUGUCAGGGAGACAACAUUGGAGGAGUUUAGAUUACAAGCAGAGCAAUGGGAAGCAGAAAGAAGAGAGUUACAGUUUAUAGUACAGGAGCAAGAUAAUGCUGUACAAAGCAUGCAGAAAAAAGUAGAGCAAUUAGAAGCAGAGCAUAUGGACUGCUCUGACCUUUUACAGCGGCAAACAACUGAACUUGAAUUUAGCACUCAAAGAGAAGAACGUCUUAGAAAAGAAUUUGAGGCAACUGUUCUAAGAGUGAGGAAAUUAGAAGAAAACAUUGAAGCAGAAAGAGCAGCACAUUUGGAAUCAAAAUUUAAUUCUGAAAUUAGUCAGUUACGGAUUCGAGACCUCGAAGGAGCUUUACAAGUAGAAAAAGCCAGCCAAGCAGAGGCUGUUGCUGAUUUGGAAAUAAUCAAGAUUGAAUUCAAAGAAGUUGAAAGUGCAUAUGAGCGGGAAAAGCAUAAUGCACAAGAAAGCUUUACAAAGCUAAGUUUAUUAGAAAGAGAAUAUUUCUCCCAAAACAAGAAACUAAAUGAAGAGAUCGAAGAACAGAAGAAAGUAAUUACAGACCUUUCAAAGAGACUCCAGUAUAAUGAAACAAGUUGCAGUGAGUUACGGGAGGAACUUGUAAUGGCUAAGAAGCACCAGGCCUUCCUAGUAGAGACAUGUGAAAACAACGUGAAAGAACUGGAAUCGAUCUUGGACAGCUUCACUGUGUCAGGCCAGCGGACAUCAGGCAUCCACAAGGACAAAGAUAAACCUCCCAGCUUCUCUGCUGUCCUUGAGACUUUGAGGCGUACCUUGAUAGAUUACCAGAACAAGCUGGAAGAUACAUCUAAUGAGCUAAACAGUGUAAAUGAUGCUAAGGAAAAAACACUGAACGAACUUGAUUCUACCAAACAGAAGAUGGAGUCUCAUUCUAAAAAUAUAAAGGAACUUCAAGAUAAACUGACUGAUGUCCAUAAGGAGUUAAGUCAUUUGCGUACCAGAUGUGCAGACCGAGAGGCUUUAAUAAGCACUUUGAAAGUGGAGCUACAAAAUGUGCUGCACUAUUGGGAGAAAGAAAAGGCACAAGCAGCCCAGUGUGAAAGUGACCUGCAGAAAUGCUCCCAGGCUUUCCGUAAGGACUCGGAGGAGAAACUAACCUUCCUUCAUACCUUGUAUCAGCACUUGGUAGCAGGCUGUGUGCUCAUAAAACAACCAGAAGACAUGUUGGAUAAAUUCUCUUGGUCUGAGCUUUGUGCAGUCUUGCAGGAGAAUGUUGAUGCCCUCAUUGCAGACCUCAACAGGGCUAAUGAGAAGAUAAGUCAUCUGGAGUAUAUCUGUAAAAACAAAUCUGAUACUAUGAGAGAGCUUCAGCAGGCUCAGGAAGACACCUUAAACAAAGUGGCAGAACAGAUCAAGGCCCAAGAGAGCUGCUGGCACAAACAGAAGAAGGAGCUGGAACUGCAGAGUUCUGAACUUCUGGAGGUGCAGAGGAGGGCGCAGAAAUUUCAAGAAAUUGCAGAAAAAAAUAUGGAAAAAUUAAGCCAUAUUGAGAAGUCACAUGAACAACUGGUUCUAGAAAAUUCUCACUUCAAAAAUGUGUUGUCAAAGACUCAAAGGGAACAGACAUGCUUGCUGGCAGCAUGUGCACUAAUGGCUGGGGCCUUGUAUCCCCUCUAUAGCAGAUCGUUUGCCUUAUCCACACAGAGAGAUUAUCUCCAGGAGCAAGUCAACACCUUGGAAGUGUUCAAACUGGAAAUUAGAACUCUAGCUCAGGCAUUGUCAACAAUAGAGGAAAAGAAACAAGAAGACACCAAAAUAAAGAAAAAACCAUUCAAAGGAUUGAUACGUGUAUUCCGGAGAGGUGUUAUUGUAAUUUUGGCAGCCAAUAGACUCCAGACUUUGGGCCAAUCAUGUGCUUCUCUUUUUACCUGGAUGGAAAGUUUUAAAGAAGGUGUAGGAAUACUAGUGUGUACAGGAGAACCCAAAGACAAGCAUAAAUUUCCAAAACAUCAACGGGAGCAGCAACGUUGUUUGCAAGCACUCAGUUGGCUCACCAGUUCUGACCUUCUUGCUGCUAUAAUCAGUUCUAUGACAGAGCUGCAAGAAGUCAUUAGUAAAACAGAUCCAAAUUCUAGAAUUUGUGGACAUUUACUCAUAGGUGCAGCCAAGAAUUCCUUUGCAAAACUCAUGGAUAAAAUUAGUUUGGCAAUGGAUAGCAUACCCCUGCGAAGUAGCCGGAGUAUAACAUAUGUAGAGAAAGACUCCCUAGUUCAGAGACUAGCCCGUGGACUUCACAAAGUGAACACAUUGGCCCUGAAAUAUGGUUUGUGUGGCCAUAUGCCCAUUAUGAAAAGUACCGCGUCAUUACAAAAGCAGAUAUUUGGAUUUACACAAAGGCUGCAUGCGGCAGAAGUGGAGCGCCGCUCACUGCGCCUGGAGGUCACAGAAUUCAAACGAAUUGUGAAUGAGAUGAAAAAGGAGCUCGACAAGGCGCAGAAUCUGCAGGUGCAAUUAAAUGAAUUCAAGCACUCUAAAUUGAUCACCGGUGAGAAGUUUCAAAGUGCGUGUGAAGAACUAAAUAAUGCCUUACUUAGGGAACAGCAGGCGCGAGUGCUGCUGAAUGAACAGGCCCAGCAGCUACAGGAGCUGAAUUACAGACUUGAACUGCACUCCAGUGAAGAAGCUGACAAAAAGCAGACUCUUGGAGAAGCUGUGAAGAGUCUCUCCGAGGCAAAGAUGGAGCUGAGAAGAAAAGAUCAAUCUCUGCGUCAGCUCAAUAGACAUCUUACCCAGCUGGAGCAGGACAAGCGUCGACUGGAGGAGAACAUCCAUGAUGCAGAGAGUGCCCUCUGCAUGGCAGCCAAAGACAAAGAAUGUGUUGCUCAUCACAUGAGAGCAGUUGAAAGUCUGCUUCAUAAGGUCAGAGAUCAGAUCUCGCUGUCACGGACUGCAGCAAGUAGGAAUGACUUCACCCUGCAGCUACCCAAACUGCACCUGGAGACCUUUGCAAUGGAGGGGCUCAAGGGUGGGCCAGAGGUUGUAGCAUGCCAGGCUAUGAUUAAAAGUUUCAUGGAUGUCUACCAGCUUGCAAGUACUAGAAUCUCUACAUUAGAGAAGGAAAUGACAUCUCAUCAAAGUCACAUUGCAACUUUGAAAUCAGAGCUCCAUACAGCUUGUUUAAGAGAAAAUGAAAGUUUACAAUCAGCAGGAUCACGAGUCCACUUCAAUCUCUCCAUUCCUUCAAGAGCUGCUCUUCCUGAUGACACAAUUGGCAUUGGGGAUUUUCUGCCAGUGCAACCAGAACUUGAUACAACUUACACUUUCUUAAAGGAGACAUUUAAAAACACAGCACCCCAUUCUCUAACGUCAUCUCACUCCUCUCCGGUGAUAGCCACUAAUGCCAAAAGACCGUCUCAAAUUGGAUUAUGACUUUAUGAAAUAAAAAAUGGAGGAAGAGUUAAUGAUACAAUUAAAAUUGUUCGGAAGGGGAAUUUUCUUUUUUUUCUUACAUUUGAGUUUGUUUCCGUGCAAACGGGUGGGCUUUUUAACAUUGUGUGCUAUCUUGAUGUGUGCAGGUAUCUCUAUCUCCUUGAAUAAUGAAAGAACCUACUUUUUCUCUCUAAGUUUUAUUUAUUAUCACAGUUGCUCAUUUUUAUGUAACAUAUUUUUAAAUGUUAAAGAAUGACACAUUUUAGGUAAUUUCCCUCAGACUUAAAAAAAUCAAUAAGCCAUUUUAGUCUCUAUCUAUCAAAGUUGUUUCAUACUUGUCUAUUUUAAAGCAGGACUGCAAUACUUUAAUAGGAUUGAGAGAGCUAUUUGAAAUGUAUGCCAAUGAUUCCUGUCAUUUCAUGGCAGCCCUGCCAUGGUUCACUGAGCCCCUCUUCUCUCUUGUCAGCUCCACUGAAGACAAGCAUUUAGUUGCAAACUUUAAGCAGGUUGUGCAAAACAGAAAUGAUGUGACUGCUUCUCUCCUGCACAAUAAUGUCACUCCUGGUCAAUGUGAGAAGGUCAGGUUGCUCCUUGUAAAGCUACAUGAUACCACUUGCCCAUUUGAACAAGUUAACUGCUGAAUCUGGUCCCUGUAGGCAUUGAAAACUCGUCCUUUUAUCAAGUCUGCAUUUGAUAGGAAAGUAGAGCACUGUGCUGAGAGGAUUUCUGUGGUACAUUUAGGCACUUUAUAAGGACAGUUCCCAUACCUGUACAGCAGGUAAUAUAUUUAGUGUAAGCUGAAAAACUUCAAGGUAAUGGCUGUUUUGACCUUCAGAAUAGACUUCUUUUUUGUUUUUGUUGUUGGUAAGACCCAAGAGUGACGCCCAUCUUUGAUGCUGACAGAAUUUAAAACAAAGCCAUUGCCCUGUAUUUUCUGCCUUGUAGCACACAAAAGUAAAAUUGUAUGUCAGGCCGAGAUGUCGGGGAGCUGACAAGAUGCCCCAGUGACAUUUCAGCUAGAAAGAGCAAGUGUCUUGCAACCAAGUGGUCAAAUAUCAAAUAAUAGGUCAAGCAGGAAGGAGCUGAGUUCUAACCACAAAGAGGUUUCUGGUAGCUUACUUGACAAGCUUUUGGGUGCUUUGUGGCUUGACAAAGUGAUGUUCUGUUGGGUAUCGCUGGACAGAAGAUCAGACAUUGACACUGAUUAAACUCUUUAACCCUUAAAGGUUAAACCCUUGCAGUUUGCAUCAUGGUAAGUAAAAAACAAAAGAAUAUUUGUAAUAUGUGGUUGUUUUUGUAUUCGUCAUUUAACUCCCAGUGACAUUAACUUCUAAUGUGAACUGUAGUUUUGGACAAAGAAUUUUGAUACAAAAAUCUAUAUUUUAUAUUACCUUUCAUCAUAGAAUUUUUCAUUAUGGAUUCAUUAGAAAAUAACAGUGUGUAUUGUUUAAAUGAUAUUGUGUUUUGUGACAUUUG